AUGCGUGUCUCCCUAACCACUAUCUUUUCCUCCGUGCUCUGCACUGUUUUGGUCUCAUCCCAGGAUCUCAACACCGCCAAAUGCGUCGACAGUUAUGGUAUUCCAUCAGCAGAAAGUGAGCCCGGCUCUUUCAUCAAUACUGACUGUACGAAUGAUGGCGGGGCACAUGGUGCCAUAAACGUUGCUGUAAACAAACUCGGGAUUGGUAAUGUUUACGGUGUCACUAAGCAGGUUGUGGCCGGUAUCAACUAUGUCGUCUUUCUUACUAGCGACGAACGAACAUAUCGGGUUCCUGUUUACGAAGAUCUGGAGGGAAACUACUCUCUUCAAGAAGACAGUAUCUGCUACGACGGCCUGCCGUCUGCAGUUGUAACGAAACGAGCGUGUGAUCAGUGA
Molecule: messenger RNA, 396 nt
Organism: Aspergillus pseudotamarii
Lineage: Eukaryota; Fungi; Ascomycota; Eurotiomycetes; Eurotiales; Aspergillaceae
Exons: 3
Coding region: 1-396 (131 amino acids)
Source: RefSeq, a predicted model, not a curated record